AUGACGACUUCACUGCAGUUGUACGGAGUUCAAACUCCAGGGCUUGCUUUAAGUUCAAAGAGGCUUGAGUUUGGCUCAAAGGGGAUUUGUAAUUUCUCAGUUACUCCGACCUCAAGUAACGCAAUCUUUAGAACCGUAGAGCAUUCUUGUAGGAAUAUAGCUUUGAGAGUUAGUUGUGAAGCUGCAAGAGUUGAUUUGAUUGAGAGAAAAGAGACUGAGACUAGAAGUUUAAGUGGAACUGGGAAAGAGUUGACUUGUGUAAUGAAGUUCGGAGGCUCAUCAGUGGAGUCAGCAGAGAGGAUGAAAGAAGUUGCUAAUCUUAUACUCAGCUUUCCUGAUGAGAGGCCUGUUAUUGUGUUAUCAGCAAUGGGGAAGACUACUAAUAAGCUUUUGAAGGCUGGAGAGAAGGCUGUUACUUGUGGUGUCACAAAUGUAGAAAGUAUUGAAGAACUGAGCUUUAUUAAGGAACUCCAUUUAAGAACUGCUCAUGAGCUUGGAGUGGAAACAACGGUUAUUGCACAACACCUAGAAGGACUACACCAGCUUCUGAAAGGCAUAUCGAUGAUGAAAGAGUUAACCUUACGUACAAGGGACUACUUAGUUUCAUUUGGAGAGUGCAUGUCCACAAGGCUCUUCUCUGCGUAUCUCAACAAAAUUGGCCACAAAGCGCGUCAAUAUGAUGCAUUUGAGAUUGGGUUUAUAACCACAGACGAUUUUACAAAUGCUGAUAUACUUGAAGCAACAUACCCUGCAGUCUCCAAAACGCUACUUAAUAACUGGAGCAAGGACAACGCAGUCCCUGUAGUUACUGGCUUCCUCGGAAAGGGAUGGAGGUCUUGUGCUAUAACGACUUUGGGUAGGGGUGGUAGUGAUUUAACAGCCACAACGAUUGGGAAAGCGUUAGGACUAAGGGAAAUUCAGGUUUGGAAAGAUGUGGAUGGAGUAUUGACUUGUGAUCCGAACAUAUACUCUGGAGCACAGUCUGUUCCAUACUUAACGUUUGAUGAGGCAGCUGAGCUUGCUUACUUUGGUGCUCAAGUGUUGCAUCCACUUUCCAUGAGGCCAGCAAGAGAUGGUGACAUUCCUGUUAGGGUGAAGAACUCUUACAACCCCAAUGCUCCAGGAACUGUCAUCACCAGAUCUAGAGACAUGAGUAAGGCUGUGCUGACAAGCAUUGUUCUGAAACGUAAUGUGACCAUGUUGGACAUAGCAAGCACUCGUAUGCUCGGCCAAUAUGGUUUCCUCGCCAAGGUGUUUACCACAUUUGAAGAUUUAGGCAUAUCGGUGGAUGUUGUGGCAACGAGUGAAGUUAGUAUAUCAUUGACACUGGAUCCAGCAAAGCUCUGGGGUAGAGAGUUAGUUCAGCGGGCAAACGAGCUGGAUCAUGUUGUAGAAGAGCUAGAGAAGAUUGCAGUUGUGAAACUGCUUCAGCGCAGAUCAAUCAUCUCUCUCAUUGGAAACGUACAGAAGUCAUCACUCAUAUUAGAGAAGGUUUUCAAAGUACUUAGAAGCAAUGGAGUGAAUGUGCAGAUGAUCUCACAGGGUGCAUCUAAGGUGAACAUUUCAUUGAUAGUGAAUGAUGAAGAGGCAGAGCAAUGUGUGAGGUCUCUCCACUCCGCCUUCUUUGAGACAUCUUCUUAA
This is a messenger RNA of Eruca vesicaria subsp. sativa (arugula), 1641 nucleotides long. NCBI's taxonomy places the organism in Eukaryota, Viridiplantae, Streptophyta, Magnoliopsida, Brassicales, Brassicaceae. The record is from the annotation of a GenBank genome assembly.